Ailuropoda melanoleuca (giant panda) is the source of this 962-nucleotide messenger RNA. It is a transcript of the gene C13H20orf173, whose product is annotated as chromosome 13 C20orf173 homolog. The transcript is spliced from 5 exons. Gene Ontology annotation, biological process: sialylation. Bases 44 to 727 code for a protein of 227 amino acids. The record is from RefSeq and is a predicted model, not a curated record. NCBI's taxonomy places the organism in Eukaryota, Metazoa, Chordata, Mammalia, Carnivora, Ursidae. Gene Ontology annotation, molecular function: beta-galactoside (CMP) alpha-2,3-sialyltransferase activity. Gene Ontology annotation, cellular component: membrane.
GUCAGUGUGCUGCCUGCCACGGGACCCAUCAUCCGGGCUGAACAUGAAGCACUUGUGGCAGAUUUUUGUCCUGUGGGUCUUCUGGGUGCUCCUCUUGUGGCUGAUGGCCCCCUGCCUGGAAACCAGACCUGAAUCGGCCCCCCAGGAGAAAAUGAUGGUCUUGGUACCACGGCAUGGCAGUCGCCCUUGGCUCAAAUUCAGGAAAAGUGGCUGCCCAUCUGAGACGCUAAACUCCUCCCUCUGGCACCACAGGGUUGGGGACUGGAACGGGUUUGCUGCACGCUACGGGAAGACCAUGGAGUACCUGAAGGGGGCGACAGAGUCCAUGACCCCUGAUACUGUGCCCUGGUGGUUGGGCAUGAACUCAACAAGUGGGCUUGGCAAAAUGUGGGAAAAUCUGUUCAAGGUGAUUCCCAGGCCCUCAGUGAGCCAUUUCCAUCUCUACUGUGGGACUUGUGCUUUGGUGGGGAACUCCAAGACCCUGUGGGGGUCUGGCCUCAGCCACAACAUCAACCAGUGCACCGCAGCCUUUGGAAUGAACCAGGGCCAUGCCCAAGGCUUUGAGACAGCGGCCAACCAAACCACAGGACACUUUGUCUAUCCCGGGAAUGCCAGCAACUGGGGCUCCUGGAGACAGCUGGUGCUGCUGGUGCUGAAGCUUUCUGGUCUGGUGUGGACUUCAGAUGCUCUGAGUGAGGAGAUUCUGGAAGGUGGUCCAGUUCCCUAGUGGAAGGGAAGGCAGCAAAGACCAGGUGUCCUUAUUUGGUUUUGGGACAGACCAGCUCAUGAGGUGGUCCCAUUACUGGGAUGAUGACUACUGGUUCGAGAGUAACAUGCACAGUUUUACAGAAGAGCAGAAGGCCGUCCUCAACCUGCAGCGUGAGGGGAAGGUUGUUACCCACAGCUGACAUCUUUUCCAUCCUGCUCAGCCCCCUGGGGGCUCCAGGAGGCUGACAGGUAGU